Molecule: messenger RNA, 2190 nt
Organism: Harpia harpyja (harpy eagle)
Lineage: Eukaryota; Metazoa; Chordata; Aves; Accipitriformes; Accipitridae
Gene: ZBTB12
Product: zinc finger and BTB domain containing 12
Exons: 2
Coding region: 928-2148 (406 amino acids)
Biological process (GO): regulation of transcription by RNA polymerase II
Molecular function (GO): RNA polymerase II cis-regulatory region sequence-specific DNA binding; protein binding; DNA-binding transcription factor activity, RNA polymerase II-specific
Source: RefSeq, a predicted model, not a curated record
CCGGGGGAGGCGGGGAGGGGGUCGGGCCCCCCCCGGCCGUGUCCCCCCGCAUCCCACAAUGCCCCGCGCCGCGCCCCCUCCCCCGCCGCGGCCCCUUUAACGGCGCUGCCGCGCGCCGGCGGCGCUCGAGGCGGUGGAGCCACGUGACCCCCGGCGCCCCCUCCCAGUGCUCCCAGCGACCCCUCCCCCUUCCGCCACUGCUCCCAGUGCCCCCAGUCCGUCCCGCAGUGCUCCCGGUGCCCCCAGUGCUCCCAGCAGCCCCAGCACCCCCGCCCGUUGCUCCCAGUGCCCCGUCCCAGUGCUCCCAGUAAUCCCUCCUACUGCUCCUGGCCCCCUCAGUAACCCCUCCCCGUCCCCCCAGCUCUCCCUCCCAGUGCUCCCAUUGUUCCGAGUCCUCCCAGUAGCCCUUCCCAGUGUUCCCAGUAACCCCUCCCAGUGCUCCCAGUCUCCUCAGUAGCCCCUCCCAGUGCUCCUCGUGCCCCCAGUAAGCCCUCCCAUUGCUCCCAGUAACCCCUCCCAGUGCUCCUGGUCCCCCCACUAACCUGUCUUAUUGCUCCCAGUUCCCCCAGUAACCCCUUCCAGUGCUCCCAGUGCCCCCAGUGCUCCCAUUCCCCCCAGUGUUCCCUCCCCGGUGUUCCCAGUCCCUCCAGUGACACCUCCCAGUGCUCCCAGUAGCCCCUCCCAGUGUCCCCAGUCCCCGAGUAACCCUUCCCAGUGACCCCAUUCACCCCAGUAGCCCCUCCCAGUGCUCCCAGUCCCCCGCCCCGUAACCCUCCCUAGUGUUCCUGGUCCCCCCAGUAACACCUCCCAGUGCCCCCGGUAACCCCUCCAGCGCUCCCAGUGCCCCCGCUAACCCCUCCCAGAGCCCCCAUUACCCCCCAGUAACCCUCCCCAGCGCUCCCAGUCCCCGCCGGCGCCCCGGCCACCAUGUCGUCGUGCGCGGAGGUGCUGCGUUUCCAGCUGCCGGGCCACGAGGCGGCCGCGCUGCGGAGCAUGAACCGGCUGCGGGCGGAGGAGCGCUUCUGCGACGUCACCAUCGUGGCGCGGAGCCUGCGCUUCCGAGGCCACCGCGUCAUCCUGGCCGCCUGCUCCCCCUUCCUCCGCGACCAGUUCCUCCUCAACCCGGCGGCCGAGCUCCGCGUCUCGCUGGCCCACAGCGCCCGCGUCCUGGCCGACCUCCUCCUCUCCUGCUACACCGGCGCCCUCGAGUUCGCCGGCCGCGACCUCGUUAAUUACCUGACGGCCGCCAGCUACCUGCAGAUGGAGCACGUGGUGGAGCGCUGCCGCGGCGCCCUCGCCCGCUUCAUCCAGCCGCCCCCCCCCGCCGGGCAGCCCCCCCUGCGCCCCCCGCCGCCCCCCAAGCCCGAGGAGGAGGAGGAGGAGGAGGAGGAGGAGGACGCCGCGCCCGACGUCUGCAUCGUCAAGGUGGAGCCGGCGGCGGCGGCGGCGGCGGCGGCGGUGGGGGCGCGGCGGCGGCGGGGACCCCGCGCGUGGCCGCAGGCGGCGGCGACGGCAGCGGCGGAGGGGCCGUCGGCCCCCCCCGAGCCCCCCCGGCCCCCGCCGCUGGGGGUGGUGAAGGCGUGUUACAGCCUGGCCGAGGACGCCGAAGGCGAGGGGCUCCUCAUCUUCCCCGGCGGCGGCGGCGGCGGCAGCGGGGCGGCGGAGGAGCCGGGCGGCGCCAACCCGCCGGCGGCGGCGGCAUCGGCGGCGGCAUCGGCGGCGGCGGCAGCGUCGGCGGCGGCGGCGGCCCCGGCGGCGGCCCCGGCGCGGUGCGGGAAGUGCGGCGAGGCCUUCCAGGGCGUGGAGAAGCUGGUGUUCCACAUGCGGGCCCAGCACUUCGUCUUCAUGUGCCCGCGGUGCGGGAAGCAGUUCAACCACAGCAGCAACCUCAACCGGCACAUGAACGUCCACCGCGGCGUCAAGUCGCACGGCUGCGGCGUCUGCGGCAAGAGCUUCACCCAGAAGUCGACGCUGCACGACCACAUGAACCUGCACAGCGGCGAGCGCCCGUACCGCUGCUCCUACUGCGACGUCCGCUUCGCCCACAAACCCGCCAUCCGCCGGCACCUCAAGGAGCAGCACGGCAAGACCACCGCCGAGAACGUGCUGGAGGCCAGCGUGGCCGAGAUCAACGUCCUCGUGCGCUGACGGGGCCGGGGGGGGCGGGUGGGGGGGACCCCCGGGGUCAGC